GGUCCACGACGAGCGCGCCAGCGACCGCGAGCAGGCCAAGCAGGCCGCCCCGAUCAGUCACCGCGUGUGCGUGCGUGCGUGUGUGAGUGUGUGUGUGGUGCUUGACACGCUGAUUGGAUACCCGACGCCGAGGACGCUGAGGACGCCGACGACGGCCGUCGCUUCGCGCUUCGCGCCGCAGCCCCGCCACGCGCCGCCCCGCGCCGCCACGGACUCGUACUCCUGGACUCCGUGGUCCUCGCUUUCUACUUGGCUGGACCGUAUGAAGACGGUGUGUCGCAUGACAAGAAGAACUCGUUAAUAGUGGGGCGCAAUGCGGAUCCGGGCCGCCCCGCGGACAGCAUGGCUUCUCCUUGCUGCAGGUCUAGUCCUCCUUUUAGUAACUCCAAUAUUAGGCGCCCUCAAACCCCCUUCGCUGAAGACCACCACGACGACUACAACCACGACUACACCUAAGCCGGAGGAGGAGCCCACCACCACCCCCGCGCCCAGCAACAAGUCCUCGCUGCUGACGGGCGUCCCCCAGGUGGACUACAAGCACGACCCCAACCUGCCGCGCGAGCUGAACGGCGCCGACCUCCGCGACUACCCCUUCUACUCCACGGUGCCAGACAACAUCACCUUCCCGUGCGAGGGCCUCAAGGAUGGCUUCUACGCCAGCAUCGAGCACAAGUGCCAGGUGUACCACCACUGCCUGUUCGGCACUCGCUACGACUUCCUCUGCGCCAACUACACCGCCUUCGACCAGAGGACGUUCAUCUGCCACUUCGUGUCCGAGGUGGACUGCAAGAACUCGCCCAAGUGGUACAGCAGGAACGAGCCCCUGUACAAGGCGACCACGACGACCACGCUAGCGCCGCCGCCGCUGCCGGCGCGAGCCAUCUACGACAGGCUGCCCCCCUCGGCGGAGGGCGGGCCUCGACGGGGUGCUGCCGGGGGCGCGGGGGGCGGCCGACGGCGGAGACCUUACCGCCGGAGACGCCCGGUCUACGAGUACUACUACGACGACGAGGAGUACGACGACCAGGAGUACUACGACGACGAGCCCAGCGCGCCGUCCAGCACCACGCCGGCGCCGCCGCGGUCCAGCCGCCGGCCCUUCCUGCCGUCCAGGGGCGGCAACCCCGUGCUGCCCCGCGGCCUGCAGCCCCUCGGCGCCAAGGCCAAGCCCCCCACCACGCCAGCGCCGCAGUUCGCGCAGAUCGCGCAACACCAGGACGAGUACGACGAAGUGCCCGUCGCGCCGCGGCCCAGCCAGACCAGGAGCCAGCCCGCCAGGCCCGUGCUGGACCCCACCGAGGUGGUGGAGCCGGUGACGUACCGCGCGCAGGUGCCGCUGACCGCGCUGGACGGCUCCAACUACCGGUCCAGGGUGGCCGGCUCGUCCGUGCUCUCGUACUCCACGACGACGACCGCCAAGCCCGCCGCACCGAACGCCCCCAACCGGUACCACAUCGUCAAGACCACGCCGCCGCCCACCAACCACGUCGACGAGUACCCCAAGGACGACCCGGAGGAGUACGACGACUCACUGAACGACGCGCUGCACCCGCCGCUGGCGCCGCUGUCGUCGCUGGCGCCGCACUCGCUGCCGUACCGCCAGCUGCGCUCGCACGCCUCCAAGGCGACGCGCAACGGCGAGCAGCAGGUGGUGCCCAACGCCAAGAUCCUGUACGAGCCGCAGCCGCAGCAGCACACCCAGGCCCUGACCGUGGUGCCCGCGCCGUCCUCGCCCGCGCACUUCAAGUCGCGCGGCAACGUGCACUACCAGACCAGCGCAGCGGCCUCCCAGCAGCACGUCGCGCGCGCGCAAAUCACGCAGACGCCGCAGACCCCCGCGGCGGCCGCCCUGUCCUACGACGACUACGAGGACGCCGACCGGCUUGAAGCUGAUUUUAUUUGA
Messenger RNA from Thrips palmi, 1903 nucleotides. RefSeq lists its product as uncharacterized. The record is from RefSeq and is a predicted model, not a curated record. The transcript is spliced from 12 exons. The coding region runs from base 314 to 1903 and encodes 529 amino acids. Gene Ontology annotation, cellular component: extracellular region. Lineage: Eukaryota; Metazoa; Arthropoda; Insecta; Thysanoptera; Thripidae. Gene Ontology annotation, molecular function: chitin binding.